AUGGAUCACUCACAAUUCAAGGCAUUGUUCGAGGCAUUGCAAGUACAAAAUCAACAGAUUUUGAAGCAACACCAAGAAGAAAAAAAUUUGAUGCAACAGCAUAUGCAACAACAGCAGAAUCUGAUUGAGCGCAUUCUUCAAGGUCAACCGGCACAGAUUGCAUAUCAAGCCGUUCUUGCUCAAGAUUCAACAGCAUUUAAAGUUAAAUGUUUGGCCGAUUCUAUGGUCAAUUUUGAAUAUGACCCAGAUAACAAUCAAACGUUUGAGGCUUAUUAUGAACGGUAUGAGUCGGUUUUUACAAAUCAAGCAGAGGGUCUGGAUGAACCGACAAAAGUUUAUCUUCUUUUCCAAAAAUUCAAUCAGGAACAGUAUCAACGUUAUGCGGAUUCAAUAUUACCUCUUAAACCACAAGAUUGUACAUUUGCGAAUACUGUGACAACACUUAAGAAACUUUUCGAUUAUAAAGAAACAAAGUUCGCAAUGCGUCAUAGGUGUUUUAACCUCGCAAAGUUAGACCAUGAGGAUUUUAGCAUAUAUGCCGCUCGUAUAAAUAAGCACGCCGAGGAGUUUGACAUUUCUCAUUGUACCGCGGAUGACUUUAAAGUUUUGUUAUUUGUGAGUGGGUUAAAAGACGUCAAGGACUCGCUUAUCCUGGAAAAGCUUCUAACGAAAGUUGACAAUCAGUAUAUAGAGUUGGAGAGGGUAACAGAUGCGGCUGCACGUGCAGAGGUUCACAAGCUAAAUUUGCAGGAUCUGAUCAACGAAGCCGAGCGUAUAAUUUGUUUGAAGCUUGACAAGGGUAAAGUUGGCGAGGCAUUCGCUGCUCAAGAAGUUCAUUCUGUUCAACAAAAUAAAAACUCAAAGUCAUUAGUCAACAAAGACAAGUCAAUGGUACGGAACCAAAGAAACGACACUCCUCGCUUGGAAUGUUUUCGUUGCGGCGAAAUGCAUUGGAGUGAUAAUUGUCCAUGCAAGGACAAGCAGUGUGGCGAAUGUAAUGAAAAAGGGCAUAAGACAGGUUUCUGUGCUUUUAUGAAAAAUUUCAAGGGAUAUAAAUCAUCCAGCAAGAAAAACCACAGUUCGAAUCAAGUUGAAGCUAACGUUCACGCAAUCUCUAACCGAAAGUAUAUCAGUCCAGUUGUAAACGGAACUGUAAUCAAAUUGCAGGUUGAUACUGCUUCCGAUAUAACAAUCAUAUCAAAAUCAAAUUGGAUUUUAAUCGGACAACCAAUGCUGUCAUCUGAAAUACGCACCAAUGCCACAAGCGCAUCAGGUGCUGCUAUUCCAAUUUUGGGUGCCUUCAAUUGUGGCAUUAAACUAAAUGGGAAGGAAAAACGCGGAAUUUGCUACGUUACAUCACUUGAAUUGAAUCUUUUUGGCAUACCUUGGAUUACUUCUUUCGAUCUUUGGAGUGUUCCCUUUGAUUCUGUUUGCAAACAUAUAAAAUCAACUGGUGAUGACUUGGCUAUUGAAGUUUGCGAAAAAUUUCCGCAGCUUUUUUCCGAGGGACUUGGCUGUUUCAACAAAGGAAAAGUUUCUCUGAAGCUCAAGCCUGGAGCCCAUCCAAUAUUUCGGAAUGCUCGACCAGUUCCGCAAGCAGCUCGCGAACCCAUUUCAAUUGAACUGGAACGCCUUCAACAUCUUGGCAUUAUCAGUCCAAUCAAGUAUUCCCAAUGGGCAGCACCUAUCGUGGUUGUUAAAAAGAAGAAUGGCAAAUUGCGAAUCUGUGCUGAUUAUUCAACUGGUCUUAACAAUGCACUUGAGCCAAACAUGUACACUUUGCCGACACCCGAUAUAAUUUUCGCUAAGUUUGCAGGAAAGACAAUAUUCAGUACCAUAGAUUUGUCCGACGUUUUUUUUCAAGUCGAGGUUGAUGAUGAUUCCAAGGAAAUUAUGGCAAUCAACACUCACGUUGGAAUGUUUAAAGUAAAUCGCCUUCAGCAAGGAGUCAAAACAGCGCCUGGGGAAUUCCAAGCCAUAGUUGAUAAAAUGCUCAGUGGAACCUCAACAUUUGGUUUUAUCGAUGACAUGAUCACAGCAGGAGAGAACCUUGAAGAUCACAAACAGCAGCUCUUCAAGACGCUUGAACAGCUUCAAAUUUAUGGUUUUAAAUUAAAUAUUAGCAAGUGUUGUUUUGGCAAGUCGUCAGUUAACUUUUGCGGCCAUAUCAUCGAUGAGAAAGGCAUCAGGCCAAAUCCUGAAAAAAUUUGGGAAGUUCAAUCAGUUCCUCAACCUAAAGACGUUAGCCAAUUGCGAUCAUUCCUAGGUUCAGUGAACUACUACGGCAAAUUUAUCAAGUCAAUGAAGCAGUUGAGAGGUCCAUUGGAUGACUUAUUGAAGAAAGAAGCAAAAUUUGAAUGGCAAAGCAUUCAUCAAGAAGCAUUCGAUCAACUGAAGAAGAUUUUGUCAUCAGAUUUAGUUCUUACGCAUUUCGACCCAAGAAAAGACAUUGUACUGGCUACAGAUGCAUCAAAAGACGGCAUGGGGGCAGCAUUAAUGCAUCGUUUCAAGGAUGGAUCUCUUCACCCAAUAAUGCAUUUUGCUGCAACAUUCAAUGAAGCUGAGAAAAAUUACUCCCAAAUCGAAAAGGAAGCUCGUGCAUUCAUAUUUGGUUUGAAACGAUCUCACUUUUAUAUCGCAGGUCGACGUUUCUUCGCUCAAGUCGACCACAAGCCCUUGCUCGCUAUCUUUGGAUCAAAAAGUGGUAUCCCAGUUUAUACGGCUAACCGUCUACAACGCUGGGCGCUCAUCGUUUUAGCUUACGACAUUAAUUUUGAGUUCAUCGGUACAAACAGUUUCGGAUAUGUUGAUGUUGUAUCCCGACUGAUGUCUGAAUACACCAAACCCGACGAAGAUACUGUCAUUGCAUCUAUUUCGUGGAGUAAUGAAAAUGUAGAAGAUAUAUCUUGUUUUGCCAUUCAAUCAGCAAAACAGCUACCAAUCACAUUCAAAGAUAUUCAAGAAGCCACCAACGAUUGCCCGACACUCAAAAAGGUCAUUGAAUUUGUAUCGCAAGAUAAAUGGCCCAAGUUUUGCAAGCAAGUAAAAGAAAUUGAGGUAGCCGCUUUCUUUCCAUAUCGCUACGACUUGAAGGAAGCCCAAGGUUGUUUGUUCAGAGGCGAACAAAUUAUUAUUCCGUUCAAACUGCGUAAGAAAAUAAUUGGAAGUCUUCAUGAAGGUCAUCCAGGUGUGUGUCGUAUGAAGCUGUUGGCUGCCGACAAAGUGUUUUGGCCAAGAAUGUCUAAAGAUAUUGAACAGAUCGUGAAAUCGUGUGAUAGCUGUGCUAAGGCAGCGAAAACACCAAUCAAGUGCACUCUGCACCCUUGGCCAAUGCCAAUAGCACCAUGGAUUCGAGUUCAUCUCGAUUACGCUGGUCCAAUAGACAAUUAUUACUUUCUGAUUAUCGUCGAUGCUUUUAGCAAGUGGCCGGAGAUUAUCAAAACUAAAGUAACCACCAGUGAAAAAACUGUUGAUAUGUUUGAUGAUGUAAUUGCGCACCAAGGUUUAUGUGAAAUUUGUGUCACCGAUAACGGACCACAGCUUGUUUCAUGUACAUUUGAAGAUUACUGUAAAUUUAAAGGCAUCAAACAUUUGAC
Messenger RNA from Rhagoletis pomonella (apple maggot), 3596 nucleotides. RefSeq lists its product as uncharacterized. Gene Ontology annotation, biological process: DNA integration. NCBI's taxonomy places the organism in Eukaryota, Metazoa, Arthropoda, Insecta, Diptera, Tephritidae. The record is from RefSeq and is a predicted model, not a curated record. Gene Ontology annotation, molecular function: nucleic acid binding.